GGUGGGAGUGUGGGUGAGAGUGGAUAUGGUGGGAUGAAUCACCAUGUUCCUAAAGCUAUAAUUAUGAAACAUAUGAAGUUUAUAUUCCAUAAAAGGUUUCUGGAAAAAAAAGAAUUGUAGUAUGUGUAUAUUUUAUAGCUGGGUAUUGCAUGUAGAUCUUUCUGGUGUGUGGGCCCCAAUUGUUUAUAUUCAUUGACAGCCUGUAUAUGUAAGGUUUUCAGUGUGUGUAUAUGGGCAUUGCCUCCUUUGUACAUGUUUGCAUACAGAUGCAUGUUUGUGUGAGUGUGUGUAUAUGUGUGACUGUAUUUGUAGGAAUGGCAUGUGAGAAUUCAGGGAAAGUAAGUUUUUUUCUGUAAAAAUUGAGGUAGGAAUGGUUACUCUGUUUCGGUGUAUAUGAGUAUGCAGAAUUUUCCUGGGGCGUACAUUCUGCAGCAAUGUAGUGUGGCUUUACUGAGGUAGGGGCAUAGGGUCCUACUUGCAGAGCAAUUGGAAUGUGUGUACAGAUUCAUAUGAUGGAAUACAGGUGAGCUUAAUGUGGCUCAUAGAAGCUUGGCGCAUAUCUCUGUCCAGUUCUGUGUUCAUUGACAUCAGGUUGGUAGCUUGAAAUUAGUCAUAGUGGGAUAUUUACACCAGAUAAACGUGAAAAUACAAAGCCUCUUCCAUACCCGUGGAGGGAAUCUUGUUAAGCAUUUAAAGUGCACCACUACACACUUCACAACUGUGUGUAUGUGUGUGUGUGUGUGCACAUGCCUAUAUGUGUGUGUUUUAUUUUGUUCACAGACACAAAGGGACAGUUCUGUUGUGGUGUUGCCAGAAAACUAGUCUGAAACAGCAGUUGCUCAACAGUUAGCUUCAUUUUCUUGUGAAAAGUAAAGAGACAGUGGGCUGUUACAAUUCCCUGAGGAACCUGCCUCUCCAAGAAGUGAUUUUCUAGGGCUUUCAUAGCGAGGGUUAGGGGAGUGUGCAGGAUGUAAAAAACCGAGAAGAGGAGUCCCUUCUUGCUUAUAAUAAACAGCCAGGAUAUAGGAUGGGGGAAGUAGGCACUUCCUAUUCCACCUAAAUACAUCUUCAUACUUUGUAUGUUCAGAAAUAUGUCUUUCAACCUUCCUUGUUUCUGGUGGUCUGGCUUCCUGUGAGUGUAGUGUUACAAGAUAAUGCUUCUUCCAACAUCCUCUGAAAAUCAAACUGUGAUUAAUGAACUGCUUCAGGUUCUGCACUCUUGUUCCUGUGCCCCUUUUUGCCAAAAUGCUGCUCUAUUGAUUACAAAAUGUUCCUAAGAUACUGCACUCAUCUUCCUUUUUAAAACAUAGUUUAUUUGCCAGCACCACGGCUCACUGGGCUAAUCCUCCACCUGCGGUGUCGACACCCCAGGUUCUAGUUCCGGUUGGGGCGCUGGUUCUGUCCUGGUUGCCCCUCUUCCAGUCCAGCUCUCUGCUGUGGCUCAGGAAAGCAGUGGAGGAUGGGCUAAGUACUUGGGCCCUGCACCCGCAUGGGAGUCCAAGAGGAGGCACCUGGCUUCUGGCUUUGGAUCGGCGCAGCACACCAGCCAUGGCAGCCAUUUCGGGGGUGAACCAACAGAAGGAAGACCUUUCUCUCGGUCUCCCUCUUUCUCUGUCUAACUCUGCCUGUCCAAAAAAAAAAACAUAGUUUAUUUUGAUAACAUAUUUUAAUUAGAUUAUUGUCAAUAACAUAAAGCCUCGGCUAAAUAACAAGUUAAACAGAUAAAAAAUAGAACGACCAUAGUCCAGCAGGAAAAUAUGCAAAGGCUAUAAGAAUGAUCAAAUGGGAAGGUGUUCAACUUCAUUCAUGUAGGCUUUAAAAGUCACAGAAUCAUGAAUACUAUAGUGAUAUAUCAUUCCAAUAAGUUCAUUGGACAAAUAUUUAAACCAAAGUUUGACAAAACACUCUAUAUACAACAGAACUGAUAGACAUGGCAUUUCUUUUUUAAUUUUACUUCCCACAUAUAAAGGAGAUUAUAAAGUAUUUGUCUUCCUGUGUCUGGCUCAUUUCACUCAACAUGAUGUCCUCCACUUCCAAUUUUAAAUUUGCAAAUUCAUCAUAUUGCUUUAAAGUGUCCAAAAGAUUCCUUUUAAUAAAUGGCCUGACUUUAGUCUAAGCCACGAAGUACCAAAUCACAAGAAUUGCCAUUACACCCAGUUCUAGGUCUCCCAAGAGUUCUGUGUGGUCUUCCCAAGAUUUGGCUGCUGGGAGCACAAUCUUUUCUAAGGGAUUGUACAACCCUGAAGAAGCAUUUUAACAUGGAGAACAAGAACAGUACCCGCAUAUACCUCUGUUUCUAACAAAUUUCGUUAAACAUUUUUUGGAUCCACUUGUCCAAAUUCCCUCUCAUUGUAUGAAGUCCCAACAUCCAUCCUAUGUUAAAUGAUGUUUUCCUCUUUGAUAAGAAUGUAUUGUAAAUAUAGUAUGACUAAAAUGCACUGCUUUCAAAUAUAUGUGAUAUGAGGUCACCGUUUUCAGCAUUCCUGUAGGUAACCAUUGUUCAAAGUAUGUACUUGCCUGUUAUUUUUGUCCAAAUAAAAUCACAUUGAACUCUCCUCAAAUAAUAUCAAGGGGUUAUACUCAAAUGCCACAGUUGAACCUCAUUUGUACCCCUGCAAGAGUCAGAAAGUGCUUAGAAUAUUCCUCUGUUCAAACAGAAUUUGGGGUAGAAAACCCUUUGUGUCCUAUCAACCUCAAUGUCUGGAGGUGGAAGGCUCAAUCUGCUCUGAUGAUACUGUCACAUGAAUCUUGUGAACAGAGGCCAAAACUAAUUUUGAAGUGUAUGAAUUAUGCUUAAUGUUAUUGUAGUUAGACUUUAAUAAAAAUACAUGAAAUAUGUUUACUGACACCUCUGACUGUUGGUUCUGAAAUUUCCACACGGCAUAUGUCUGAUCCUUAUCAGCCACAUGAUAGAAAAAGGCUCUGAUGGAGUCAGCAAAAGAAGAGAAAUGUACAGCUUUUAAAAAGCCAUUUGUCUGGCUUUUCACACCUUAAUAAUGAUGAAGUGUCUAGCUCUCAGGAUGGUGACUCAUGCUUCCCUAGUCCUACACCCAGUAUUAAGUGACCCUUCUAGGACAUAGAAUAUCCAGAGUGACAUUUUGGUGACAGCAGUGCAUAGUGAAGAGAGAGAACCCAGCUGUGUUGCAUGCAAAGUGUGUUCAUCUUACUGUUAUCCAGUACAGUGCUCCACUAUGAAUUGCAAGGAAAGGAUGCAUUUAAUUUCUAGACUUAUCCCAUGCAGGUCAGAGAAAUUUGCUUCUUAUCUUCAUAGAAUUAAGCCAUUGGCACAAUUCUUUCAGAAGAGAUCAACAUUGAUUGAUAAUGUUACUCUACAUUUGCAAGCCUUUAAACUAAGCAAAAAGAAAAACAGAGCCCAAGGCUCAGUUGACAAGAAAUGGGCAUGAUGCUACAAUGACAACAGGUGACCCCUGCCCUGCAUCUUUGGAGGAGGCUGAUGUGGGCCUUGGCCACUUAGGACCAUGUCUUUAUGACAUGUGCCUAGGAGGACACACAUGCUCAUUAUAGGUAUGCUUUGGUGCUGAGUAUCCUAAAGAGAAUAAAAGCACAAAGAUGGCUGGUGCAUAGAUGGUAAGGAAGUGCCACAUUUCAGAGCACAUCCUGGAAUCACAAAGCAUGCGGUCAAAGCCUGGAAGGGCUUGUAUGACCUGAGAGAAAGCCAGUAGCUUAAAUGUUUGACCACGUGGAGAGCCAUUCAGGGGCCAGGGGCUAGGACGGGGCCUGUGCCCUUUGGUGCCACUGUUGACAGCCUGUCCCCUACCCUCCUCCACUACAGAGAGCUCACAGACUCCCUCCCUCAGCCCUGUCCUCACAUUCUCAGCUGUUCUGACUGAUGCUACCUGGCGAGCACUACACUGAGCAGUGUGAUCAAGGUGAGCACUCCAUGAGGGAAUGAGGAGAGCCCCACCCCAGUGGGGAAUUGUUUCAGGAAUCUGGGGCGCUCGCACUGCAUUGCGCCCUUAUAGCUCAGUACUGCUCCCCCUGAUAGCACUGAUCCCACACCUCUUUCCCUUGCCUGCACCCCAUGCCAUGAGGACAGGCUGAGCAGAAGGGACCCUGGGCAUCCGGGCUGUGGCUCUGCUGUCCUCCAUGGGAGACCGCAGUCCUUGCAGGAAGAAAGUCCCUGCAACUGGCAGCCAGGAACUAGCCUAGGACAGAUGGCAGAGGCUGGCCCGAGUGAUAGCAGUGCACAAGGCUGUGUUCCUCCCAGCCCCAGCUGUGGAUCCUGGACCAGGCCCUGGCGCCCUUCUCAGCCCCAUGGACACCCACGAGAGGGCACAUGAGCCACCCUUUGAGGAAGGGAAGGCAAAUGUGGAAGAAGAGAAAGGGUAUCUGCCUCCUGCCACAGACCAAGCCCCCAACAGGCUCCUGGGGCCUCAGGCCUCCACUCUAGCUCCCAGGACUGGGAAAAGGUCCAGGAACCCCAUCACUGAAGGGUGUGCUGGUGCUGUCCAGGACCCAGAGGGUCCAGCGGCAGGGGCCCUGCUUAUGGGAGAGCCCUGUCCUCAGGAGACAGUGCUCCCUGAGCCUGUCUCAGGAUGCUCCCCACCUGCCCAGGAGUCAAAAACCACAGAGGGGCCAAGGGAGGAGCAGCCACCCAGCUCUUCAGGCCCAUGUAAAGCAGCCCACCCAAUCUUGGUGGGGAAAAAAUGCCCAAGGCCCACCUUGGAACCACGCUGCACAUAUCUCUGGAGUUCAGCACCUGGCAUAGAGGGCUUCACUUGCUCGGGAUCCUGCCCAUGCUGACACCUCUGUUCUUCCUCCUCUGAGACCCAGGUGAGUUGCAUUGCUGUUGAGGGAGAGUGGGACUGAUUGUCCAAGUAACAACAAGGCCUCGGGGAUGGACUAGGCCCUGGGGGAGACAACAGAGCCUCUCCACCCUCCCCUUUCUCCCUGCCUGUGAAAGAGACUCCACACUCCCUGUCACAGCCCCCUAACACUUGUCAGGUCCCAGCUGCUGCUACCACUACUGGCUUUGGGAAAUUCUCUACCCUGGCCUGGAUCCUUCAUGUCCCUGUUGCACACCCCCACACCCCACUUAACACACACGUCUCUAAGUCUUCCGUGAGUGUCUCUACUCACCCUCUUCCUCCUCCCUUUAGGUUCAGACCCAUUGUAGGGAUUUCUUUUUCCAAGUUAGUAUCAGAAGAAUAACUGGUUAAUGUCAGGUUUCUUGAGGAUACGCUUGGCUGAGAAUGAAAGCAGAGGGAACUUCAUCACGAAGGUUAGAAGCACCCUGUUUGGUAAAUGUGGUUGUUGUCUGCUUCUCUUGAUUUAUAGGAGGGUUGGAUGACGACUUAGUUACAGUUGGUUCUGAUGGAACUUUAGCAUGAGCGACUCCAUGUUGAUGUCCAGUCUUGGGUGCUUGAACCCAAUCAGAAGCUUGCUCGAAACCAACAUUUCCUGAAAUUUUUACCAACACUAUGUCGGGAAGGUCAGGGGCGAGGCGUUACAGUCAGCCUCUGGUGACAACAGUGUAAGCCAAGCUCCUCAGUUCUCAGCUGCAAGGUACUGAAUUCUGCCAACAAAAUCAAUCAGGGAGUGAACACAGCCCUGCCCGGCAUCUUGAUUGCAGCCUCUCACAGAACUCAGCUGGACACUGUCUGCUCCCAACCACAGGACAGUGAGGUGAUACAUGGUUUGUAUUGGGCUUCUAAGACUGUAGUGAUAUUGUUUUGCAGUAGUACGUGUCUAACACACCAUGUAAGAAAAGGAAACGAGAGAAAUGUUAAAUAAGGCAGUGCAGGUGGUCAUUUGGCUCUGAUUAAGACACCAACAUCCCACAUCAUAGUCCCGAGGUUUGAGUCCCAGCUCCAAUUCCAGUUCUAGCUGUUAAUGUGCACCCAGGAAGGCAUCGGGUCAGGGCCCAAUUACUUGAGUCCCUACCACCCACAAGAGAGAUCCAAAUUGAGGUCUAGGCUCCUGGUUUCAGCACACAUCAGCCUCUGCUAAAGCAGGUACUUGGGACUGAAACAGCUGAUGGAAGACAUGUCUUUCACUUGCUUGCUCUCAGCCUUCUGAAUAAAUAAAAAAGAAUGUAAACAAAUUUGAGAACAGAAAACAGUGAAUGUAAAACAAGGAGAAACAAAAUAACCAGGUAUUUUAGAGAAAAAUCCUUAUGAUGUAGAAUGGACUGAAGGGUCCCUGGGACAGAUGAAGCCUUGCUGAGGGAGAUGCUGUGCAGUGGACACCACUGACCAUGGCCUCCCUACAGAUUUCAGUAUCAGCCCUCUGAUUCUGGGGAGGAAGAGGAGAGCAAUCCAGAGUGUGUGCACUGUAACCGCAGUAAGCACCAGGAUGGCUUCUCAGGACCCUGAGGAAAUGAGUAGUAGCUCCACAGGGCAGAUAGAGGGGAUGUGGAGCAUGUGGGGCCUAGAGUGGCCUGUUCUAGCACUCUGUACCGACUGACAGCUGAGGCUUUCUGUCUCCUGUGCCUGGCAGCUGCUAGGCCCUGCAGCAGGAGCAGAUACUUGGUGUGAUGCUAGUUCCAAGGUUUGUGUCCUGGCUGCUCCUCUUCCAAUCCAACUCUCUGCUUGAGGCCUGGGAAAGCAGUGGAAGACGGACCAAAUUCUUGGGCCCUUGCAUCUGCGUCGGAGACCCGGGAGAAACUCCUGGCUUCUGACUUCGGAUCAGCUUAGGUCUGGGAGUUGCAGCAACUUGAGGAGUGAAAGAAUAGAUGAAGGAUUUUUCUAUCUCUCUCUAUCUCUAUCUCUGUCUCUGACACUUGAAUAAAUAAAUAAAUAAUCAUUUUAAAAAUUGUGUCUCCUUAAAAUAUAUGUUGAAGUGUUCAGGGAACUCAGAUUGUGACCUUACUUAGAAAUAGGGCCUCUGCUGAUGUGAUUAGAUGAGAUGAAUUCCUACAGAGAAGAAUGGGCUCUUAGAGACCCAAGAUGACUGCUGUCUUGGUGAGAAAAAGAGAAGAUAAGAGAAGGUCAUGCAAAUACUUAGCCAGAGGCUUGGGCAGGGAGAGCAUCUACAAGCAGAGGAACUCCAGGGAUUUAGGGAAAUCAGUGAACAGCAGCAAAAGGCAAGGAAGGAUUUUCCCCUAAAACCUUCAGAGAGAGCCUGGUCCCCACAACACCUUGAUUUUGAGCUUGCAGCCUCCACAGCAGUGAGAAAAUAAUGAGUUUCUGUUGUUUCAAGCCGUCCAUGUUUGCAGUAACUCUUACACAGCCAUAGAAAAAAUUAGAUAUGAUGAUAAAGUUUAUAGAGAUCCAUUAUUUUCACUAAUCAAGAGGACUAACAUUUUAAAAACAAACUAUUAAUUUAGGUUAACUUUAUCUGACACUACUGCAACAGAAAAAGAUGGUAGAAUAUCAAAGAAUAUGAAUCAUUUAUUCUGUCAAGUUUGUAUGGCAGGGCAAGGGGCCAGUGACAUCAGCAGACCCUGUUUCAGGAAUGGUGGGCUGGGGCCAGUGCUGUGGUAUAGCGGGUAAAGCUGCCGCCUGAGGUGCCGGCAUCCCAUAUGGGCUCUGGUUCGAGACCCAGCUGCUCCACUUCUGAUCCAGCUCUCUGCUAUGGCCUGGGAAAGCAGUGGAGGAUGGCCCAAGUCCUUAGGCCUCUGCACCCACAUGAGAAGACCUGGAGGAAGUUCCUGGCUCCUAGCUUCGGAUAGGCACAACUCCAUCCAUUGCGGCCAAUUGAGGAGUGAACCAGCAAAUGGAAGACCUCCCUCUCUCUCUCUCUCUGUGUCCCCUUCUUUCUCUGUGUAACUCUGACUUUCAAAUAAAUAAAUAAAUCUAAAAAAAAAGAAAUGGUGGUCAUAACAUCAGCAGUUGUCCAACAGACACAAUUACUUCUGUAAAAUUAAAGUGGCACUGGUGAGAACCUGACGAUAAAUAGGAGGAGCCCACUGUUAGCAGACACGAGGGCCCAUUCUCUGUGGUGUCACCAAGCAGGAGUUGUUCAGAGGAACGGUUUAUGGAUGGUGGCAAGGAAGGGAGACUGGGAAGGCUGAGUUCCCUAAAGAAAUGGCCUUUCUGAGAAGCAGUCUUCCACGGAUCCUUUAGCCAGAGUGAGGGGAAUGUCCAGGAUGGAGAAAGGCUGGGUGACAGGAGGGCCCUUCCUGCUCAAGCCACAUCCAUCUCACACCCUGUAGAUGUGAGACUCUGACUCAGACCAGGUGCAUGAGUGGUGGGCCACCCUCUAGUCCAGUGUAGCGAGAGAGGCCUUCGAGAACAUUCUCUGAGAAACAGGCUGAGGUGGGUGAACUUUCCAGAUUCAGUGUCUGUUCCUGUGGCCCGCUCCUGCCCAAAUCCUACACCCUUGCUUACACCUGUGGCAAACAUGGUUCAAACCAAGGUUGAAUUCUCAAGUUCAAUCUGCCAACUGACUAUGUAAAAAAUGCUCUUAGACGGACCGGCACUGUGACAGCGGGUAAAGCCCCUGCCGGCAGUGCUGGCAUCCCAUGUGGGCACUGGUUCUAAUCCCAGCUGCUCCACUUCCAAUCCACCUCCCUGCUAUGGCCUGGGAAGGCAGUGGAAGAUGGCCCAAGUCCUUGGGUCCUGCAGCUGCUUGGAAGACCCGGAAGAAGCUCCUGGCUCCUGGCUUCAGAUCAGCUCAGCUCUGGACAUUGCAGCCUUCUGGGGAGUGAACCAGCAGAUGGAAGACCUCUCUCCCCUCCCCCCUCCACCUCAGCCUCUUUGUAAGUCUGCCUUUCAAAUUAGAUAAAUAAAUCUUUACCCAUUCCCCCUGCCUUUCACUAGGAAUUGUGCAGUGCACCCUAAAGGAUGGUUGACAUCUUACCAUGUCUUGGAAAAUGUUUUCAAGCAAAAAGAGCUGUUAAAGUGACAUACAUUUCACAAUACUGAUUAGAAUGUGCUGAAAAAUAACAUCAGAUGAACAGUUUGGCACCACUAGACUACACACACUGGUGUAGAAUCUGAUUUGAGAAUCUCAACAUGGGAAAAGUGGUGCUGACAACGGUGUGGUAGUGUGGGACAUCGCAUGAGCCCCCGGAGGACUUGCCGUUCAGUGUCUGGAACCAAAAAACUCCAGCAAGACAUGCAUUGUGACCCUUUAAACGAAAGCAGCAUUUCUCAGUUCCCGUGCUUUACGACAGCAGUGUGCAAGCAAGAUCAGCUAUUCCGCAGAACAGCUUCAGCGAGCACUAAACCAGCAUCGGAGCAGAACCAAGAGGAAGAGGAAAGGUGGAACAUUUACAGGUUGGAGAUCUCACAAGAGAGAAGUAGAGGAGAGAAGGAAGCUGUCUUCCAUUCUGAAAAGUCCCCUGGGCCACCACCAUGACAGCACACCCUUCCGUCACAUGUUGUGUCCAGAGCCCUCCUGUGAGGUGUGUAAUAGAACAACAGCAGAGAUCCAGCAGCUGCUGUCCCAGGGGUCCCUGCAACAUGCUGCUCUCUCUCAGUGUUUUUCACCAUCCUCUGAUUCUAUGAUCGAGUCCUCAGUAAGUCUCACCUCUGACCUCUUGGCAAUAGCUCCAGGAGACCCAAUUCCACCCCCUGUGCCUGAGCCUUCUCCAUCUCCCUGUUCAACUCUCUCAACUAACCUGGACACCUCCUUUGAAGACUUAACUUCCUCCUCAAAUCUUGGUGACUUUCUGCCUCCAGAGCCUACUCCUGGCUUGGAUUUCUCAUUCCCAGGGGGACAUUUUCCAACACAACCGCUUGGCAUUCUCCCUCCUCCACCUUGUCCAGGCCAGGAAACAGAUCCUGUUCUCCAAGGAGAAGUCACAGUGACUCUGGGGGACAGCGUUUGUGGGUUGCCCACCCAUGAGCCAAAAACCAAAGCCACUCAAUCUCCUGACAUGGCAACAUCAGAAAUCUGGCCUCAAGGUCAUACCAAGCACUUACACAUCUCAAACUGGGCACAAGGAGAUGCCAAGCAGAAUAAUCUUGGCCUCCAUUCAUCCAGGCCAUCCAUUGAGAUUGAUCCUGCAGUCAACCUUCCAGGGAGUCUGUUACUUCUCAGUCCAGAUACCCUGGAACUCCUAGAGAGACAAGUCAGAAAGAGGGGUGAUUUCUUGAUACACGAGGAAAAGGAAAAGACAGCAGGACCUUUUCCAAAACAACACAGGCCAGAUGUCCCACUUCAUUCUCCAGGGAAAAUGCUAGAGUCAAUUUCUGUCAAGCAUGACUUGGCAGUCUCCCUUCCUUUUUGGAGCAGUGAGGACAAACCACAGGAGCUGCAGAUGAUUCAGCAGCCAGUAUCUCCUAAGAUGUUUGAGGUCCAUCUACAGAGGAAAUGUAUCCAACUCACCUGGGGUCAACCAGCUCUGAACCAUGACUUCCUUUACCCUGCUGGCCUUGUCUCAAGUGGUUGUUCUUCAACCCUAAUCGUCUUCAGUAGUAUGCAGGACAGCUCCACAGACCAGGAACCCCCAGCGUUUCCAGAUCCCCCACCUCUGUCUGAGCCUGAGAUCCAAGCUCAACCCCUGCUGCAAGCCAUGCCCCAACCCCAGCCCCAAAUUCUCACUGAAGACCAACCUCAAUCCUUUCUCCUGAACCUGCCACCCUCUCCUGUACCUCAGUGUAACUCCUGUGGUGUACAUUUCCUUGGACUCCCAAAUGAGGCAGAGGCUCUCAUGCCAUCUGAAAUCCAACACUUGGAACACCACUUAUUGACAAAAAAGCAGGAAAGUUUGUGGGAUAUACCCUCAGUGGUUCUUUUGUCUCAGAAAGACUUUUGUCCCCCUGCUCCCAACCUAUCCUUGACAAGCCAGUCUUCCAAGGCUUGCAUUCCAAUCUGCAUUCUUAGUGGAGAUUUUUCCCUUCACAGUGAGAUUCGGGAGAAACUAGAGCACCACCUUCGGAAGAGGCUAAUCCAACAUCGGUGGGGCCUUCCCCGCAGGGUCCAAGAGUCUCUGUCAUUGAUUAACCCUCAGACAGACAUUCCUGAGACAUCUGAAUCAAUGGGCAAUAAGAGACGCUCAGGAGUGUGUUUGUUUACAGGUCAGAAGAGCACAGAUGCAAUGGAUUUGGAAUUCAGAAAACCUGGAAAUUUCUAUGAAAGGACCUCAGAAAUGCUUCCUCUAGAAAAACAUGUGAGGAAGUCCCAGGGCCCUGUUUUGAAGAGUGGUUUAUAUGAUCAUCUAAUUAAUGAUGCAAAGAAAUCUUCAGAUAUGAGUCCGUGGUCUGUCUCUGAGAGAGAAAGUCACAUGGUAAAUCUUUCUGGACAUAGUUCAAGAGUCUCAGGGAUGAGUGUAAAUCAGAAACAACUUGAAAAUGCCUUGAAAGCCCAUUUGAGCAAGAAAGUUAUGCAAAUCAAUGACAGUCAGAUCCCUAUGAGUGUAUAUAAUUCAUGGUAUUCUAUCAAACAACCAUUGCCUCUCCCUGAGAAGUCAUAUAACCAAGAGGAACACAAAGACUUGGCUCAAUUGGUGAGUUUAGACAGUAAUAUCAAUACCUCCUCUGAGAUUUCCUUCCUCUGUUCCAGCAAGCUAAAGACAUUGGAAGACCAUAUCAAAAGUUUUCGCAAAAGGAUAAUGUGGGGACUUCCCAAAAAAAUCCUUGAAUCCAUAGAAAUUUUUAAAACAAAAGGGAACCCAUCCCAGUGCAGUUGUCAUUCAAACUUUCCCUCCUCAAGUAACUUUAUCUCUGAGGUUGAUUCCCAAGGUAGAGUCUCCAAGCCCAUCAGAAGAAGCUCCAGAUCUUCACAGGGAGACAAGUUGGAAACAACAGUCUCUGGCCCCAGUCUGGAUUUCACUGUCCCUGUCACCUCACCUGUAUGCAAGGAAAGACUGAGGGAAAUGAGACAAAUACCCUGUGAUAUCUCUCAGGAGCCAGUAGGUAACAUUCAGGGGUUUCAGGAUUGCAGACAGCAUUUUCUGUCUUGCACAAAUGGCAUCAUUGACAAAGCAAAACAGAAACCUCCCAAAUUAACAAAUAGAAGUAGACCGAUGCUGCCCACAAGGCAGGACGGGGAUAUACCGGAAUCAUAUGCUAAGAAAGAGAGCUCUACAAAUAGAACUGAAAGGCUUCAGAGCAAAAAUAUGCAGAAUUCAGAACAUUUUCCCACAUAUAUCAUGUACAGGGAGAUAUUCAAGGCAAAGGAACUCUGUUCUCCCCCAUCUCCACGUAGUAAAACCUUGAAAACCAAUGAGCCAAAAAGCUCCCCAGUAAUAGGUGUGACUUUGGAAAAAACACAAACUACCCUGACAACUAAACAUCCUCCACCAACACUAUCCAAACCUGGAGAUCCUGAACUGUCAGACCUUAAAAAUCGUAUGCUUUGUGAGUUAAAGUUGAAGUUGGCUAACAGAGAUUGUAGCCAGGUCCAUAGCCAUCCCACUGACAUGCCUCUGGCCUCAGAGAACUUGAAACCCAAGCCUGUUCUGACACAUACCCAAGGCAUCUACCCUGGACACACAGCCCCUUCCCAGGUGCUGCAUGUCCAUAUCGACAACACAAGGAUAAGGAGGGAGCAGAUGCAGGAGCCCUGUGUCCCUGUGUGUGCCUUUUGGAAGGACCAGGAUAAGAAUCUCCCAGCAGCUUCCAAGACAGUAAGCCCUCCAGAACCCAAACCAGAAGAGCUUGGUGGAGGAGAUGCAGGCUUAGGGCCAUCCCAACCCAGAAGGAGGAUCCAUGCUGCUCAGGGUAGGACAUUAAAGGACACGCUUGAGAGCAAAUAUUCCCCAUCCCAGCCACUGAAGGGGCAGCCCCCUGCUGAAAGCCAUUUCAGAAAACGGAUGAAGCACUUUCUGCAGUGGAUUUGGCCUAGCAGAAGAUGUGAAAGGCAAAAUCGUUUCCUGGAACAGGGACGUUCCCUGUCAUCUGAGCAGAGCAUGGGCCCAGGUAAAAAUCAAGCCACCUGCAUCGGGAACACUGAGGUUCAAUCAGUGAAGCCAGCUAGUGGGAAGGUUCCAGGGAAGAAGCUGGGGCAUGAUCACGGAACAGGUAAGACCUGCCACCAAGUGCCCCUUUCGACCCAGGUCAAGUUUAGCAAAACUGAGCAGCAGGCAGAAUUGCAGAUGGGGGCAGCACCUGUCCAGGGCCAUCCCUUCAAUCACAGGGUCACUUCCUGUAAAGGGACAAGUACCAAGUCCUGCCGCCAAGAAGCUGCAUUUGCUGGCCAGAGUUAUCCUGCAAGGAAUACACACAUGAAACACAGAGACAGAGAGCCCAAGAAAGUUGUGCCAUUCAGGGACCAGCUAUGGUGUCAGAGGUACCCCUCAGCUGUGUCCCAGAGGGAACCUGUGCCACAUCCAAGCCCGACCUGCAGGUGUCAGGUUGGCCAAGUGCCGUGAGUUGCCCUUGCCACUGCUGAAGCCUCUUUUAAAUAGAAAAUGCUUCUCCAGCAUUUCCAGGGAGGAAAACUGCCCUGCUAAAAUCAUUAAAUCCUUUUUGAAAAUACUGAUUUUUCCCAAUAAAUAUUCACAAAGAA
Oryctolagus cuniculus (rabbit) is the source of this 13359-nucleotide messenger RNA. Lineage: Eukaryota; Metazoa; Chordata; Mammalia; Lagomorpha; Leporidae. The record is from RefSeq and is a predicted model, not a curated record.